Messenger RNA from Electrophorus electricus (electric eel), 3374 nucleotides. It is a transcript of the gene gaa, whose product is annotated as alpha glucosidase. Lineage: Eukaryota; Metazoa; Chordata; Actinopteri; Gymnotiformes; Gymnotidae. Gene Ontology annotation, biological process: glycogen catabolic process; lysosome organization. Gene Ontology annotation, cellular component: lysosomal membrane. Gene Ontology annotation, molecular function: carbohydrate binding; alpha-1,4-glucosidase activity. The record is from RefSeq and is a predicted model, not a curated record.
CCUCUGUUUUCUACCUGAACUCCUCUUUAACGAACGUGAAAGCGAAAUAAUCUUGUAAUAGUUACCGCUCACAAGGGUUUUGUUUAUUUGUUUUGUCUUUUGUUACUGUUACUGUUACUUUUAGGGGGGGGGGGACACACAAUAAUGUGCACGGGUUGCUACCUUUUACGUCCGAGAGGGAAACGUGUACAAAAGACUUGUGAGUUUAAAAAGCCUACUGUAGCCCAGCAGCUGUGAAACUAACAUUUCUUUACAAGCGCCACGUUUUCUUUUCAAAUAUAAAAUAUAAUCCUGCUCACUGGCAACGUGCUUGGCUUCAGAUUUUUUUUAACCUCACUUGGAAAAAGAACAUGACUGUAGUAGCCAUGAAUUGGCGCAUGUUUCCACAAUACACUGUUCAUUUCACCGUUGUGUUAUCGGUAUACUUAUUCAUUGACCAGUUCUAUGUUCAGAAAGCAUCAACAGUAAGAGUAGCAUCACACUCAAAGUUAGCAUACAGUUCAAAUGUUCCUAAUGCGAGAUAUUACUUGCAGAAUCGACCCCUAAAUACCUCAUAUAAUGACUAUUCUAAUCAACCGCCAACUCACUUCACUACUGCUGAAAAGGACUGCACUAUUACUGUGGAAAGGCGCUUCGACUGUGCCCGGGAUCGCGCACUGUCCGAGGUGGAGUGCGUGGAACGAGGCUGUUGCUAUGUGCCCUCGCCAGAGUCUGCCUUUGGUGGGCCGCCUUGGUGCUUCUACCCAGUUUCUUAUCCCGGCUACAGGAUGGGGCCGCUUUCACCCACAUCUAGAGGUCAGAAAGCCACCCUGAGUCGCCCCACUCCUUCCUACCUCCCUCGGGACAUCUCCACACUGCAAUUAGAAGUAAUGCCAGAGGAUACAGGUCGCCUGCACCUUACGCUGAAGGAUCCCUCAUCUACUCGGUAUGAGGUUCCCUUUGUGGCAGUUUCAUCGGGCAGAGCUACAGGCAUGCAAAGUCGCCUCUAUGAUGUGGAGUUCCAGCCAGACCCUUUUGGCUUCAUUGUGCGUCGCAGAUCCAAUGGCCGGGUGCUGGUGAAUACAACAGUAGCACCCCUCCUUUAUGCAGACCAGUACCUUCAGCUCUCCACCUUGCUGGCCUCUUCUCUAGUUUCUGGACUGGGGGAGCACUACACCCAUCUCACACUGGACCUUAACUGGACCUCUGUGACUCUGUGGAACAGAGAUAUGGCACCACAUAGUGAUGCCAAUCUCUAUGGCUCCCAUCCAUUCUGCUUGGUCCAGGACGGUGAUGGUCAUGCCCAUGGGAUAUUCCUACUUAACAGCAAUGCCAUGGAAGUGUCACUGCAGCCUGCUCCUGCACUUACCUGGGUGACCAUUGGGGGGAUUCUGGAUUUCUACAUAUUCUUAGGCCCUGAUCCACAAAGUGUGGUCCAACAGUAUCAUCAGGUUAUUGGUUAUCCUAUGAUGCCGCCCUACUGGUCACUGGGUUUCCACCUCUGCCGCUGGGGCUACACCUCCACUAAUGCUACGAGAACUGUGGUGCAGCGCAUGCACCAGGCCCAGUUUCCUCUUGACGUGCAGUGGAAUGAUCUCGAUUAUGCAGACAAGAGGAGAGUCUUCACCUUUGAUCCAAAGAGGUUUGGAGAUUUGCCUGAGAUGGUGAAGGAGUUCCACCAGCAAGGAAUAAAGUAUGUGAUCAUUUUGGAUCCUGGCAUCAGCAGCACAAGUCCCCCAGGCUCAUAUAAACCCUUUGAAGAGGGAGAGAGGAGGGGAGUAUUCAUCAAAAACCUCACAGGACAGAUGCUCAUUGGAAAGGUAUGGCCAGGUGCAACCGCAUUCCCAGACUUCACUAACCCAGAUGCAGUGAGUUGGUGGGAAGAGUGCAUCAGAGACUUCCAUGCCAGUGUGUCAUUAGAUGGCCUGUGGAUAGAUAUGAAUGAGCCUGCUAGUUUUGUUCAAGGCUCUGUGUAUGGGUGCCCAGAUACUGACCUGGAGAAUCCCCCUUAUGUUCCAGAUGUGUUAGGUGGUCGGUUAAAUUCAGGAACCCUUUGCAUGACCAGCGUGCAAGGCCUAUCUGCUCAUUACAACCUUCACAACCUCUAUGGGCUGACUGAAGCUAUGGCCACCUACAGUGCGCUGCUCAAAGUGAGGCGCUCGCGCCCCUUUGUGCUCUCCCGCUCCUCGUUCCCUGGGCUUGGGCGCUUCGCGGCCCACUGGACAGGAGAUGUACAGAGUGACUGGGAGCAGCUGCAGUACUCCAUUCCAGCCAUGCUGCUGUUCGGGCUCUAUGGGGUUCCUCUGGUUGGGGCCGAUGUGUGUGGCUUCAGAGGGGACACAAGUGAGGAGCUAUGUGUGCGCUGGACCCAGCUUGGAGCCUUCUACCCAUUCAUGAGAAACCACAAUGACAGACCCAACACUUCCCAGGAGCCCUAUGUGUUUGGGCAGCUGGCCCAGGCAGCGAUGAGGAGUGUGCUGAUGCUCAGAUACUCUCUUCUGCCCUUCCUCUACACGCUGUUCCACUAUGCACACACCUCAGCCAGCACUGUAGCAAGGCCCCUUUUCCUUGAGUUCCCAUUUGAUCCAAACUGCCAAACCAUAGAUAGACAGUUCCUGUGGGGGAGUUCUCUGCUUAUCAGUCCAGUGCUGGAGCAGGGAGCUCUGGAGCUGGCAGCCUACCUCCCCCCAGUGACGUGGUACAGUUUGCACAAUGGACAACCUUACCAUAGCAGGGGGCAGUACCUGCUCCUUCCUGCUCCACUAGACACUAUCAACAUUCAUGUGAGAGAAGGGCAUAUUAUUCCACAACAGGUGCCUGCAUUAACAACUGCAGCUUCACGUAGUAACCCAUUCCUCUUGACGGUGGCGCUGUCCACAAAGGGCUGGGCCAGAGGGGAGCUGUUUUGGGAUGAUGGAGACAGUCUGGACACUUUUGAACAUGGAGAUUACUCCUACAUACUCUUCAUUGCAGGACAGUCUCAGGUGGUGAGUGAGCCAGUAAAACUGAAUAGAUCUGUGCAAGGUUUAGUUGUGGGAGAGGUACGAGUGUUUGGAGUUCCAACCCCACCUGCAGGUGUAUGGGCCAAUAGAGAAAAAGUCAUGGAUUUCUCUUACUGCUGGGACACCAUGGUUCUUAGAGUGCCUAAUCUAGCCCUCCCCAUAUCAGAGCCAUUCACAGUACAGUGGAGUUCAUGAGAACGUGAGAAGUCUCCGAUGCUACUAUUGUUUAUAUGUUGUAUAAGGUAAAUGUUAACUGUGAGGCCAUAAUGUUUUUAAUAAUCAGAAUUUACAUAAACAUCAGUAAUUGGUUUGAGUCAAAUGUACCAGCAUACACAAUUCUGGAGUACUACAGUCAAAACCCAUUAUAUAUAUCCAAUAAAUAAAUUGUUUUUA